Molecule: messenger RNA, 4293 nt
Organism: Diaporthe batatas
Lineage: Eukaryota; Fungi; Ascomycota; Sordariomycetes; Diaporthales; Diaporthaceae
Exons: 3
Coding region: 763-3129 (788 amino acids)
Biological process (GO): transmembrane transport; fungal-type cell wall biogenesis
Source: RefSeq, a predicted model, not a curated record
CACGAAUCUAACCUGCCCUGCCUCCGACCCCGUCUCGCUUUCUCCUCUCCCCCGUCUUCACCUCUCGACGAUCUGAUCUGGUCUUGACCCUAACACCCAGCCCGUCCGUCGACAAACACCACGACCCGGGCGACACACACACACGCCCAGCGGCCAAUUCCUACCGGCCAUUUCCCCUUCCCUUUACCAUUCUGCCCGCCGCCCUUUUUUCCCAACACUAGUCUACUUACUUUACUCUUGGUAUAAUCCACCACAUCAUCAACACAACCCACAGUCAUUUGCAACGAGGCGCUGCUCCCCCGCCGAACCGCUCUCGUCCUCUGUCAAAAGGCAGCACAUCUCCCUGCCUGCCACUUCUGCGACGCCCGCACAAACCAGAGGAAUCACCAACCAAGAGAGAGUGGCCCCCGCUGCGCCCCCCUCGUGAUUCGCAAAUUAAACGAGACACGCUCACUUGGACAACCGCCUUCUUGAAACCCCCAACCUUUGACCUUCCCAGACCCGUCGAACGACCGACCGAACGACCGCCCGACCGAAUAUCCUCGCCGGUCACGACCUCGGACCUCGAAACCUUUCUUCUUUGAUGUCGACUUAACCCCAUACAAACACUCGCUUCCCACUCUGCUCGACCGCUGGAACACGGUUCGACCACACGAGGCUCAAAUCCCACCCCGACCCCCGCCCGCUCCAGGGCUACGCUUCUUUCACGCCCUCGGGGCUCCCACCACCUUGCUACGCCGUGUUGCUUUGCAGCCCGUCACAAUGUGGUUCUCUCUAAAGACUCCGUUACUUCUUCUCGCCUCCGCCGCCGCCAUCUUGCGGCCGGCGGCGGCAGAGCAACUGCUGCAGUCCAGCUCUUUGAACACUUGCCAGGACAACUCAGGAUUCACUGCCAGUCUCUUCAACGUCGCCUACACGCCAGCCAACGGCACUGCCAUGAUCGACAUUGUGGCUGUCUCAUCUAUUCAGGGAAAUGUAUUAUUCGACGUAUCGAUCACCGCCUAUGGCUACCAAAUUAUUCGACGACAAGUGAACCCUUGUGAAAUCGGUCUCGCUGGACUGUGCCCCAUGACUGCUGGAAAGAUUCCACUAACCUUCAACUUGGAUGUUGGUGACGAGGCCGCCAAGCAAAUCCCUGGAAUUGCGUAUACAUUCCCCGACCUCGACGCCAAAGUUAAGGUGUUCAUCAACAUGACUUCCGGCGAACAGGCCAACACGAGCGUCGCUUGCGUCGAGGCUGACAUCUCAAACGGAAAGACAGUCGAUCUGAAAGGUGUCAAAUGGGCCACUGCUAUUGUCGCUGGCCUAGCGCUCGCCUCCUCCGCCGUUAUUUCUGGCUUGGGACACUCGAAUGCGGCCUCCCACGUUGCCGCGAAUGCUUUGUCGCUUUUCAGUUACUUCCAAGGCCAGGCCAUGAUCGGCAUGACCUCUGUUCCUCUUCCUCCGAUUGUGCAGUCAUGGACCCAGGAUUUCCAGUGGAGCAUGGGCGUUAUCCGCAUCAACUUCAUGCAGACCAUCUUCACUUGGUACCAGCGUGCGACAGGAGGAACGCCAUCAACACUGUUCGACUCUCUGAGCACAGUCUCCGUGCAAGUCGAGAAGAGGAAACGAUCACUGGACAUGGGGGCUGAGAUGUCCAUGAACCUCUUCAGACGCGGGGUUUCCAUGAUGCCUCGCGCGGUUGCCCAGAUGCCGCGUGCCGUCGCUGAGGGUGCUUCAAAGCUCUUGAGGAGAGGAAACAUCACCAACUCGAGCGGCAGUUUUGUCGUAUUCGGCAUCCAGCGUGUCGCCUACAGAGCUGGAAUCGAGUCGACUAACCUCUUCAUGACCGGCCUCACCUUCUUCUGCUUCUUCGUUGUGAUCACCAUCAUUGGAGUCGCCGCCUGGAAGGGCUGGUGCGAAUUCGCUGUCAAGCACAGGUGGAUGAAGACUGAUACGUUCCAGGACUUCCGAAAUGGCUGGUUCACUGUCCUCAAGGGUAUCCUGUUCCGCCUUACCCUGAUCGGAUUCCCUCAGAUGACGAUCCUGUGUCUAUGGGAGUUCACUCAGAAGGACUCCGCCGCUGAAGUUGUUCUCGCUGUCUUCUUCUUCUUCGGAAUGGUCAUCACCCUAGGCUGGGCAUCAUCAAAGGUUAUCAGGAUUGCACGACGCUCCGUUGUUAUGCACAGGAACCCUGCGUACAUUCUGUUCUCGGAUCCUCAGGCUCUGAACAAGUGGGGUUUCCUCUACGUCCAAUUCCGUGCCUCAGCCUACUACUUCAUCGUGCCUAGCCUGAUAUACCUACUGCUGAAGGGAAUCUUCAUUGCUUUUGCACAAAACAGCGGUACUGCCCAGGCUGUGGCCUUCAUCAUCUUGGAGGCUGGAGCACUCAUUGGCGCCAGUGUUCUCCGACCAUGGAUGGACAAGAGCACGAACUCUUUCAACAUCUCGAUUUGCGUCAUCAACUUCCUCAACUCCAUCUUCUUGCUGGUCUUCACUGAUGUCUUCAACCAGCCGGCCAUUGUCACGGGUGUUGUUGGCGUUAUUCUCUGGAUCGCAAACGCCGUCUUCGCCCUGGUCCUGCUUCUCAUGCUGAUCGUUACAACCGUCAUUGUCCUGGUCCGCAAGAAUCCCGAUGCGAGAUACCAGUUCAUGGCCGACGACCGAGCCUCAUUUAUGAAGUCUCAGACGCAGCUGAACACAACGACUGAGCUCGACGCACUGGCAGCAACUGCACGAGGUGACAAGGCAGGAUACAAGGCCGGGUUUGACAUGGACGAGGACAACGAGUCGAUAUCAUCCGACUCGAUGAAGCGACGUACAGACCCGAACAUGCAGGCGCCACAACAGGCAAACUCGCCAUUGGCGCAGUCUAAUUACCGCGAACCACCCCGCUCACCGGUGGACCCCUCCGUACCGCUGUUCCCAGCAGACGGCCGGAGGGGAACCCCUAACUCCCAGCCUGACUACAGCGGUUACAACAACGGAGGGCAAUACCUGCGGCAACAACCCAGCGGCUCUUCAAUGGGCCCGGGCUCCUAUGGUGGAUCAUCAUCCAACCUAUCAGCCCACCAAGCCCAAAACAACGGCGCAUAUCGGAGCCAGAACAAUGCUAGUCCAUGGCAACGAGGUGCGGGUUACGAACAUUAAUGAUAUUGGGUUUCGAUACGAGCUAGCAAGGCUUGUGUCGGGAUUGCCGUUCACGACGACAUGGAAUUCUAGGGCCUUGUGUACUUUUCUUGCUAUUUGAUCAUCACUUCACCUUUCGAGUGGUUCUUUUGUUCUAUGCCAGCUGAGGGGGUCAGCCAUUUCAGGCAUGGAAACUCACACGGACCAAACAUUCGCCGUCACCCACUGUCGGCUGACGAAACGGCGCCAACCGACUUUCUAUAUAUUUCCGACCCGUCCCCAACCUUCUCAACCUUUCCUCUGUCAGGGGCACCCGAUCACGGGCCCCUUUUCAUCAUCCAAGAGACCUUGAAAGGUCCAUUUACAACACCCCCAAUUCCCUCUGUUAUCAACCAAAUCAUAGGGAGCAUUUGGAAUGGCGUCCAGGAAGUUACGGACUGGGGGAGAACUCCAGAGAUCCAAGAGAGGCCAUCAUACCCGAUCGAUCAAUACAAAUAUUAUUGCAACCAUAUACAUGCGCCGUACCACCACAGCCAAGCGAACCAUGGGCAGUGAAAUCAAGCUCAACACCAGAGCGAGUCGAAAUGCGGGCAUGUGCAUGGGGCACGUCGUUGAAGCCAGUUCUUCUGGUGGCGUAAGGGGCACCACAAACAAAAUAUCUCGAACCAACAUUUCAAGGAGUAAAGCAGAGUCAAGGGAGGGUGCCUCAGCCGCUGAGCGUGCUAAGAUAUCGCGUGCCGCGUCCUGCAGAAUACUGCGGCGUUUUUUGAUUUCGUGUCUCUUGAGUUAGUACAUGUGCGUCUGGUGGUAGAAGAGCACAAUUAAUCGAAUAUUUUGAAAGGCAACCAAUAUUUUCGAGGUGAUGCGCUCUUCUUUCUUGGCUCCCUGGCUAACGUUGGCUUGUGCUUUGAGCGCUCCGACUGGUAUAAUCCAGGUUUCCUUGUCAGCAACCUCCACCAAUAACACAUUUCCUACAUCUUGGCAGACUGUAGCGUGUUCUGCAGUAAGCUGUGUGUCUUCUUAAUGGCUACUAUUGUCAAUUCAGUCUUCUAUUACAAGCGCCUUGUAUGUCGCUGGCGAGAAGUUUUGUAUGGCUGACGGGCGGAGUGGAUGACAUGGCCGGUCGGUACCUUGGCUGGCCAUUAACUGUGACAGGUGGGAAGUAGAAGCAGUAGAAGAAAAUAC